AUGCAUCAGUCGGGCGGGGCGGUGGAGUGCGUUCCCGGCCUGGGCCAGCUCACCGAGGAUGAGCUGCUGGCGAUGCUGGACCAUGAUCAGAGCUUCGAGAUGGAUGACGACGAUGGAGACGACCUCGAGGUAGAGCGGCAUGCCUUCCUCGAUGAAUUCGACGAACCGGUUCCCGUUCCAUCUACAUCCACAUCCACAUCCUCCAGUGCCCCGGCACCAAGUUCCGCCAACCCGUUGGCCGCCCGGCUGGGUCUUUCAACUGGCGACAAGGCCGGCAUGCAGUCCGUGGACAAGGAAAAGGCCAACAAGAUCAUCUACGACAUGUCCAAGGGUUCGAAAUUCUUUAAGAACGAACAGAUGAAGUCGGAGCGGGUCGAGAAGGAGGUGCAGCAGAUGCUCCACAAGCUGAAGGAGGUGGAGCAUCAAGACGACACGCUGCUCCUCAAGUCGAUCGACGCCAAGCUGGCCACCCUGGAGAGUUCCCGCGACCUCUCCCAGAUCUUCUUUCACAUCGACAUGGAUGCCUUCUACGCAAGUGUCGAGAUCAGAGACAAUCCGCACCUGCGCGGCCUCCCCAUUGCCGUGGGCGGUAACUCGAUGCUGACCACGGCCUCCUACGAGGCGCGCAAGUUUGGCGUUCGGUCGGCCAUGCCGGGCUUCAUCGCCAAGCAGCUCUGCCCCGAGCUCAUCAUCGUGCCCGUUCACUUUGACAAAUACCGGGAGGCGAGCAAGCUGACGCAGGAGGUGUUCGCCAUGUUCGACCCGCACUUUCGGGCCUACUCGCUCGACGAGGCGUCGCUCCAUCUGAGUCCCUACCUCGCCAAGCACCCGGACGAGUCGGCCGAGCAGGUGGCCGAGCGGCUGGCCAAGAUUUGCUGCGACGUCAACAAGCCCGACGGCCAAUUUCGAUUGCAGGCGGAUCGCGAGGCCAUCAUCGCCUUCCUCAAGGAUUUGCCCGUGCGCAAGAUCUCUGGCGUCGGCAAGGUGACGGAACAGAUGCUGAAGGGGCUGGGCAUUACCAAGUGCUGCGAGAUUCAGGAGAAGCGCGCCAUUCUCUUCCGUCUGUUCAAGCCCUCCUCGGCCGAGUUUUUCCUUCGCGCCUCGCUCGGUAUCUGGUCUCCCACCUCUGGCGAGGACUCCAGUCCGGCACGCAAGAGCGUAUCAAAGAUGCGCACCUUCCGGCCGUCGGGCUCGCAAGCCUUCCUCAUGUCGCAGGCACGAGAGGUGGCCGAGUCUCUGGCCAAAUCGAUGGCCAAGAAGAGCCUGGCUGGGAAGAACCUCGCUAUCUACCUCAAGACUGACGAGUUCAAGAUGUUCACCCGCUCGACCAUGCUCAACCGGUUUCCACUUCCGACCCAGCCACACACUCAAACGCCAAGCGGCCUGACCUGA
Acanthamoeba castellanii str. Neff is the source of this 1392-nucleotide messenger RNA. Its product is annotated as DNA polymerase kappa, putative. The record is from RefSeq and is a predicted model, not a curated record. Gene Ontology annotation, biological process: error-prone translesion synthesis. The transcript is spliced from 8 exons. Gene Ontology annotation, cellular component: nucleus. Lineage: Eukaryota; Discosea; Longamoebia; Acanthamoebidae. Bases 1 to 1392 code for a protein of 463 amino acids. Gene Ontology annotation, molecular function: damaged DNA binding; DNA-directed DNA polymerase activity.